Molecule: messenger RNA, 6567 nt
Organism: Salvelinus fontinalis (brook trout)
Lineage: Eukaryota; Metazoa; Chordata; Actinopteri; Salmoniformes; Salmonidae
Product: AMSH-like protease
Exons: 11
Coding region: 676-1995 (439 amino acids)
Biological process (GO): protein K63-linked deubiquitination
Cellular component (GO): endosome; membrane
Molecular function (GO): K63-linked deubiquitinase activity; protein binding; metal-dependent deubiquitinase activity
Source: RefSeq, a predicted model, not a curated record
UUACGCUCUUUCUAUCCCUUUUCAUUUUGAACAAUGCCUUCAUGAAGUAGGUUUACAAAAGCUAAAUACGCCAGGUUUGGAUAAGAUAACAGUGACUUUUAUUGACGCCAGUUUCCUGCUUUCGCACUCAAUUCUAGCGUGUGACGACAGGGAUGCGGAGUUUGGGGAAAGCAAAUAAACUGGUUCGCAUUUUGAACUAUUUACAGGAUUUAUCAGUCUACUGCACGCUAAACUGUUACAUCAAAUAGUUUCUUUAAUUUUCCAGAACCUACACGCAGUAGCCAGUGAUUGUGUUUUUAUUAGGGAGUGAGUAUCAUUCAUAAGCCCCCCUUAAAUUUCCUGAUGUGGCAAAGCUGGUGAAAUAACCAGAAAUCGGUUUUAAAUCACAAACAAGAGGUCGAAUAGAAGGUCCUAUAUGGCUACAUGGAAUCUGGAACUAUAAAUUCAGUGUAGAUAAAGUGAUGAUGAUGUUAUUGUACAGAUACAAUGUUGCUGAUGGGCCACAUUCCCAAUGUUGACAUGUAGGCAGUGAUUUUCUCAUUUUGUUGACACAUGGCUAUCAAAAGAAGUUGUACUACUAGCUAGUGCCAGGUGCAUCAGCUUAGCAAAGCAUACAGGAAGCACACAGACAAGUCUCAGUUUGAGAGAGUGGGCUAUAAUCUUGGGAGAUGACAGAUGGACACAUUGGGAAGAUUGGAACCUGUGACCCUGCAGUCUAAAGACACCAUGGAGCAAGGCUUCAGCUUCAGCUUCAGCACACUGAAGAAGCUGGCGGCCGAGCCGGACCACACGGACGUGAGCCUGACGGCGGCAGAGCGCGUGCGGGCCCUGAGCAAGAUGGGCUGCAGCAUCGAGAUCAACGAAGAGAUCACGCCACGCCGCUACUUCCGGUCCGGGGUGGAGAUGGAGCACAUGGCCGCCGUGUACCUGGAGGAGGGCAGCCUGGAGAAUGCCUACGUCCUCUACAACAAGUUCAUCACUCUGUUUGUCGAGAAACUCCCCAGCCAUCGAGACUACCAGCAGUGCAGUGUGCCUGAGAAACAGGUGAUAAUAAAGAAGUUGCAAGAUGUCGCAUUUCCGCGGAAAGAUCAAUUGAAGAAGCUCCUCCACGAGAAGUACAACAAGGAACAUACAGAGUAUCUCAAAAGUCAGAGCCAGGCGGUGGUGGCGGAUUGCUGCGGCCAGCAGCUGCAGAAGAUGUCUCUGGUUGAGCAGGAGAGGCAGAGGGUGGCGCAGCUGCGCAGGAUGCAGAUGGAGUCGGAGCAGUUCCGCUACUUCGAGGAGCAACUGCGCAGACAGGAGCUGGCCAAUCGCAGAGACGAGGCGGCCGCUAAAGUGCCUGAACAAACGGACGGCUCCUGCCUGUCCCACUCCUCCAAGAACCAUGUUCGUCUCGACCCAAACCGCAAUAAACAGCUUCUCCCCAGCAGCAAGCCAGCAGUUACACUGGCUGGCGUACAUAAUCAACGGGUUGAGGGCCUGAGGCGGGUGGGCAUUCCUAGAGACCUGACCUACAGGUUUUUACUGCUAGCCGACAGUAACACAGCCAGGGGAAUAGAGACAUGCGGGGUACUCUGUGGAAAACUGACUCAAAACGAGUUCAUGCUGACCCAUGUGGUGGUGCCCAAACAGUCAGCCGGCCCAGACUACUGUGAUAUGGAGAACGUGGAGGAGCUCUUUAGUUUCCAGGACCACCACAACCUACUGACUCUGGGCUGGAUCCAUACCCAUCCCACCCAGACGGCCUUCCUGUCCAGUGUUGACCUGCAUACACACGGCUCCUACCAGCUCAUGCUGCCUGAAGCCAUCGCCAUCGUCUGCUCGCCCAAACACAACGAUACGGGAGUGUUCAGACUCACCAGCUCUGGGAUGGGGGAGGUCGCUGGCUGCAGACUGAAGGGCUUUCACCCACACUCCAAGGACCCGCCGCUCUUUAGCAUCUGUAGGCAUGUUGUUAUAAAGGACUCGAAAACAACAGUGCUGGACCUCCGGUGACAGCGAGGGGAAGACAAGACAACCACAACCAUCACUCCUAUUUAUUUUUUUAUUUAACCUUUAUUUAACUAGGCAAGUCAGUUCAGAAAAUAUUCUUAUUGACAAUGACGGCCUACCGGGGAACCGUGGGUUAACUGCCUUGUUCAGGGGCAGAAUGACAGCUCUUUACCUUGUCAUCUCGGGGAUUCGAUCUAGCAACCUUUCGGUUACUGGCCCAACGCUCUAACCACUUAGGCUACCUGCCGGCCCAUUUUUACCUUUGUUUACAAUGAAGGAUUUUGUAUUUUUAUUUUUUUGUUUUGAGAUGAGCUACUGUGAAUUGAAACUGCUUUGCAACACAAAGAUGUGAGCUAUGGAAUUGUUCUAAUGGUGUUGUUUUAUCAACUCUUUAUCCACUUUAAGUAUGUUUUUUUUUUUGGGGGGGGUGGGGCUUUUUGAUAGCUUGGCUUGACAAUUUUGGCAGAGGGGAGUUUUUGAGGCAGAGAGUCUUUCUGCUUGUCAGAUUUGAUGUGAAAUUCUCCAGAGAGAACUAUUUUAGCACGCAGGCUUACUGUAAAUGGCCUUAGGUGUUUCAGUGUGAGAACAACUGGCUGAGAAUAAAGUGUGUGUGGGAGCAGGUGUGUGUGUUAUAUGAAUGAAUACAUGAAUGAUAGUCUCCCAUGACGGUAUCCUUACCCUUAACUUUCGCGGUACAGGAUACAACAGACAAGACUUGAGAGACACAAUUAUACAGUAUUUACACAAUUGGUUACAUACGCAGAGAUUUAACAAAUGAACAAUUUUUUUUUUAAACGCAAUAUAAAAUGGACUGAUUGAAUUGUGAUGGCUCUAUGUGGUUUAGGAAGUUUCAUGUUGUAUUUUUAGUCUUACAUUUGGCCAGUUGGAUUUUAGCCUUGACAUUUUUGCAUUAUUUGUGAGUCUUGAUUUAUCUUGAAGUGUUGACCUAAAAGAAAAGUGUAACUAAUCGAGGUGGAAUGUCUUGUGCGGGGAGGAACAAACCGAAGUGCUCAAAGAAUUAGUGACUUAAGAAAGUUUUCAUGCCCCUUGACUUCUUCAAAAUAUUGUUGUCACGAUCGUGUGGCGGAUUGACGGACCAAAAUGCAGCAGUUGGAAAAUAAGCCAUCUUCUUUUAUUUUAAAAGAUGACAAACAAUAAACACGAAACACUUUAACAAAAUAACAAAACGACCGUGAAGCUACAAACGUUGUGCACAAACAUACAGGCUACAAACGUUCUACAUAGACAAUUACUCACAACCAAUGAGAGCCUAUGGCUACCCUAAAUAAGGCUCCCAAUCAGAGACAACCGAAAUCAGCUGUCUCUAAUUGGGAACUCAUUCAGGCCACCAUAGACUCUCCUAGACAACUAAACAUACAUAGAAAACACUAGACACCUGUACUCCACACAAACCCCUAUACUAUACAACAACCCAUAACCCCUUUACCAUAUAAACACCCAACACCAACAAAACAUAAACAUUCCCCAUGUCACACCCUGACCUAACUAAAAUAAUAAAGAAAACCAAUAAUACUAAGGCCAGGGUGUGACAAUUGUUGUUACAGCCUGAAUUCAAAAUGGAUUCAAUAGAUUUGUGUCACCCAUCUAUAAACAAUACCCCAUAAUGACAAAGUGAAAACGGAAAAGAAAUUGCGACGGUAUUGAAAAAAAUAUAAAAAAUAUAUAUAUAAUUUACAUAAGUAUUCACAGAGCUGAGUCAAUACUUUGUAUCGCGAUUUGUAUCGCGAUUACAGCUUUGUGUUGUCUUGGGUAUGUCUGUAUCACCUUUGCACAUCUAGAUUUGGGGAUUUUCUCCCAUUAUUCCUUGCAGAUUUUCUCCAGCUCUGUUAAAUUUGUUUUGGAGCGGCAUUGAAAAGCAAUCUUUCCACAAGUCUUUCCACAGAUUUUCAAUGGGAUUCAAGUCUGGGCUUUGGCUGGGCCACUCAAGGACUUUCACAUUCUUGUUCUGAAGCCAUUCAAGCGUUGCUUUGGCUGUAUGCUUGGUGUCAUUGUCCUGUUGGAACGUAAAUCUUCACACCAGUCUAAGGUUGUUUGCACUCUGAAGCAGGUUUUCAUCAAAGAUUUUCCUGUAUUUGGCUCCAUUCCUUGUUCCCUCUAUCCUUACCAGUCUCCCAGUCCAUGCCGCUGAAAAGCAUCCCCAUAGCAUGAUGCUGCCCCCAUCAUGCUUCACGGUAGGGCAGGUGUUAGACGGGUGAUGAGCUGUGCCUGGUUUUCUCCAGACAUAGCGCUUUUCAUUCAGGCCAAGUUUGUCUCAUCAGACCACAAAAUAUUUUGCCUUACGCUCUGAGUCGUUCACGUGCCUUUUUUGAACACUCCAAGGGCCUCAUAACUGGCUUGUAAAUUUUACCUCGAAUAUUUGCAUGCACCAUUUCUGAAAAGGGCGCACACACAAAAAUAUUUAGAAUUACUAACUUGCCACAUUCCAUAUAUAAGCAUGUUUCCCGUUAUAAAUCAGACCUGAAGUAAAAUGUGCACAUGAAGGAACAUUAUAACUCUGCCUGAAAAAAAACACCAAUCAUUCACCUUUUAUGGUGACAAUAACUAAGUUAUUUUCUGUAUACUUUGGAAGUAUUGGAAUGCCCGUCCUACAGAAGGCUAUAUUGGUCUGCUAAUACAGCACUAGUAAACGCGCAGUGCACUAGGUUUGUGGGGAGAAUUAUUAUUACUAUUUUCAUACUAUAGGCCUACUUACAGUGGUAGCCUAUACACCUCAAAGCAAAAAUAUAAAUUGUCUGUUCACCUGUUGAAUUCUAUUGUAUGUUAUAAAGCGCGCUCACUUUCGGAAAUUAUAGCAUAUCUACUACUGGUGGUAGGCCUAAUUAAAUGAGAGCUGCGCACGGUAAUUUGUUGUAUGCCUACUUCGGGAAUAUGAAUUCAUCAUGGCCAGAAAAUCUGAGGAAUUUACUCUGCAAUGGUUAUGAUAUAUAUAUUGUUUAUAAAUUUAUAUAUUUUCUACUUGAUGAAUUUGACAUUACCGUAUUCAACGUUCUAGAGUACAAAAAAUAAAACAAAUCGAUUUUUACUUUUCUCACUAACGGCAAGUGAUAGCAUCUGGUAAUUGUAUAUUUAGCUACCCGAUUUUGUUGUUCUUAUGAAUAAGACUGUCAUAUUUUCCUGCACGAGGCUAGUCUACUUUUGCCUUCUUGCCAUACAAUACCUCAACCACUAGAAACUGUGCAUACGCAUGGUCUAAAGUUUGCGAAAGGAUAAGCACAUUCUCACAUUUUUUUUAUAAUUGCCAACCUUAGCGGGAAAACUGGCAUUUUGGGGAUUUUUUUGUGCAUAUAAAGUUUAUAAAUGAAGCCCCAUGUGUGCUGUCAUGUGCCUUUUUCUCAGGAGUGGUUUCCAUCGUGCCACUCUCCUAUAAAGCCCAGAUUGGUGAAGUGCUGUAGAGACUGUUGUCCUUCUGGCAGGUUCUGACAUCUCAGCCAAUAACUUUAUAUUUCUGUCAGAGUGGUCAUUGGGUUCAUAAUCCUGUCCCUGACCAAGGUCCUUCUUGCCCGGUUGCUCAGUUUGGUAGUUCCAUAUGUUUGCAAUUUCCCAAUGAUUUCAACACUCUAGAAAUUGUUUUAUACCCUUCCCCAGAUAUGCCUCGUCACAAUUCUAUCUCAGAGAUCUAUGGACAGUUCCUUGGACUUCAUGGUAUAGUUUCUGCUCUGACAUGCACUGUCAACUGUAAGACCUUCUAUACCUUCUAUAAAUAAUCUCCAAACAAUUGAACUGGCCACAGGUGGACUCCAAUCUAGUUGUAGUGACAUCUCAAGGAUGAUCAAAAGAAAUUGGAUGCACCUGAGCUCAAUUUGGAGUGUCAUAGCAAAGGGGUGUGAAUAAUUAUGUAAAUGAGAUAUUUCUGUAUUUGUUUUUGAAUACAUUUGCUACAUUUCUAAAAACAUGUUUUCCCUUUGUCAUUAUGGGGUAUUGUGUGUAGAUGGGUGAGAGAAAAAUAUAUAUUUAAUACAUUUUAAAUUCAGGCUGUAACACCAAAAUGUGGAAUAAGUCAAGGGGUAUGAAUACUUUCUGAAGGCACCGUAUAAGUGAAGACGCAUUAGACGCCUUAUAAGAGGAGUAUAUUUUUGCCAUCCCAAGGUCCUUGACUACACAGAGCUCAGGUAUAAGUUCACUUUCCACCCCCAUGAAGCAGUUAACUAGCCUGGUCUCAGACCUGUUUGUGCCGUCUUGCCAACUCAUCAGUGUUUGGCUUGACAAUGACCGUGGAAGUUAGCGAAACAGCAUAAACAGAUCUGGGACAAGGCUAUCCUUUAACCACCCCUCGCUGUAGAAAAUGGAGCUGUCCUUUUUUUACCUUUGGCAGAAGCGGGCAUGUAUUUAUUUACUCUGUACACGCCCUCACAGCAGUGCUGAUAAUGGCAUUAUCAGUUGUACAAUGUGGUGUUGGACUAUUGCUGCAGUGUGAUUAACUGUCCCAGUGGUGCUGCACAAACAGGUUAUGUUGUAGUGGCUUUAUGUUUGGCAAUGUGAAAGACAACCAGUCAAUGCAGUGACUCUACCACACUUUUCCACUGCCAUUUUGGUAAUAAAAUACACACUGCGUUA